Gossypium raimondii (Peruvian cotton) is the source of this 1083-nucleotide messenger RNA. RefSeq lists its product as hypothetical. The record is from RefSeq and is a predicted model, not a curated record. Lineage: Eukaryota; Viridiplantae; Streptophyta; Magnoliopsida; Malvales; Malvaceae. The transcript has 3 exons. Gene Ontology annotation, cellular component: mitochondrial matrix. The coding region runs from base 101 to 787 and encodes 228 amino acids.
UUUACAUAACGAAAUUAUAAAAUCCGGUUAUAGGUUUUAUCGACCCGCCUCUUUACAAUCUCCGAAGCCGAAGUAAAACGAAAGCGAAAAGACAGCGAUCAUGUGGAGAAGAGCCGUGAUGGAUAGCAAAGCUUGCCAAUCAUGGCGCCUGAUAACAACAAGAGGCGCGGCUGCCGGAAAUGGAAAGCACGCCUCUACGUCGCCGUCAGCGGCGGCGGCCGUUAAUUCACUAUUGCUCCGUUCCCUCAAAGAACACUAUCUUGAAGUCUCCAAAAUGAAUCCCCCUCCUAAAGUCAACCCUCCUUCACCAUUUACGAUUAUCAAAGGUGCACUUGAUUCUAAUGGCCCUGUUCUCAAGCGGACCUAUGGCAAGGAGGAAAUUAGCAUCUUUGUGAUGCGGUUAGCUAAUAUUAUUCGUGGUGAAGGUGAUGAUCCUGAGGACAAUGGAAUUAAUCAGUUAUUCCUUCAUGUAGAUGUAUCAAAACCCGGACAGGAAGACUCCUUACAGUUUCUAUGCGGAUUGUAUCCUGAUGCUCUUGGAAUCCACUCCGUUUCAAUGAGGCCAAAAGAUGAGUCUUCAGUGGAAGUUGUGGCUCCAUCUAAGUAUAACGGCCCUGUUUUUCAAGAUCUUGAUGAAAAGAUGAGGGAUGCAUUUCAUAGUUUCAUAGAGGAACGAGGGGUGAAUGAAAGUCUCUUUCCAUUUCUACAAGCAUGGCUGUAUGUAAAGGAUCACCGGAAUUUGUUGCGUUGGUUCAAAUCGGUAGGCACAUUCAUUACUGAAAAAUAAAUUUGGAGUUGAUGAUGCAAAGCAUUGAUCAAGUGAUUUUAUGAAAUAGAGUCAUCUUUCUACUUUUCAAAAUGGUAGAUAAAAUCUUUGAGGAUCAAUGCAUCAUUCCUGCUGGUUUAGAUGAUGUUUUAGUUUACAUAUAAGAUUCCUUCCUUAGCAAAUGGAAUUUAGCAUUAAGACUCCUUCAGGCUGUCUCUUUUAUGUUUCAUAUUGGAAGUAUGGCCUGUUUUUGUGUUCAAUAUAAGUAAAACUUCUCAUUUAAUUUAUUCUAAUGCUUUUAAGUGCUCUUUUUGGCU